This is a messenger RNA of Lineus longissimus, 4616 nucleotides long. Its product is annotated as phospholipid phosphatase 1-like. NCBI's taxonomy places the organism in Eukaryota, Metazoa, Nemertea, Pilidiophora, Heteronemertea, Lineidae. Gene Ontology annotation, biological process: phospholipid metabolic process; phospholipid dephosphorylation; signal transduction. Gene Ontology annotation, cellular component: plasma membrane. The transcript is spliced from 7 exons. The record is from RefSeq and is a predicted model, not a curated record. Gene Ontology annotation, molecular function: phosphatidate phosphatase activity. Bases 2 to 955 code for a protein of 317 amino acids.
AAUGGCGAACUCCGCACUUCGAUCGCGGCUGGUCCGCAUAUUUGUGGAUGGAUUGUGCCUAUUAUUUGUUUGGCUGGUGGUGAUCAUCAUCAAGUUGGGUGAUAUACAGCCAUUCAGAAGAGGAUUUUUUUGUGAUGAUCAGAGUUUGAUGCACCCAUAUAAAGACGACACCAUUACGAGUACCGCACUGAUUUUCUGUGGGCUAGCAGUAAUUGCAGUUAUUGUAUUUUUCACUGAACUUGGCAACUUUCUCGUAGCAAGAAGUAAAAGAGUGGACUUGCCAACAUUUCAACUUGGGAAAUUCACCAUCAACUCCUUGUUAUGGAACUUGUACAAGUAUAUUGGUAUCUUUGGCUUCGGAGCUGGAGUCUGCAUGUCCUUCACCGAUGUUGGAAAGUAUUCCAUUGGCCGGUUACGACCUCAUUUUCUGGAUGUUUGCAAGCCUGACUUGUCGAAGGUGAACUGCUCAACAUAUGUGGAGGGAGACGUGUGCCUUGGAACAGGGGCCACAGCCUAUCAAUUAAAGAAUAUGAGGCUCUCCUUUCCUUCUGGGCAUUCAUCGUAUGCAAUGUAUUGUGCAUUCUAUGCAAUGCUCUAUUUACACUCACGUGUGCAAUGGAAGGGCAGUGUACUACUGAAACAUCUUGUUCAGGCCGUUGUGAUGAUUGGCAUGUUCUGGAUAUGUUUAUCACGGAUCUCAGAUUACAAGCACCACUGGAGUGACGUGCUAGGUGGUGCUGUGAUUGGCAUUGCAACUGCAAUUGCUACAGUUUUUGGCAUUUCUGACCUAUACCGCCACCCCUUGGAGAUAACUCUUCAGGAGCAAGUUAACCGCCAGAAGAGUGGCUACCUCAGCGACUCUGUGUACCCGAGGAAUGGCUCCACGUCUGUCGAGAAUCCAGGUGCAAGGGAGAGUGAACUAGAGGGUGUGGCAGUCCAUAAGGUUUGGAUAUGACACUUCGUAUGCUGGUAUUGGAAAAGCAAGUCGGACUAGCUGGUCUCAGUUUACUUCUAUGCAGAUUCUUCGUUCAAUCGUCUGAUCUUGAUAAACAUGUUUAUUGCUUGUGUUCUGAGGUUGUGCCAACUAUGGCUCACAAUUUCUUCUUCAGUUGGUGUUUUCUAGGAUUCACCUCUGGGCUUGUUGCUUUCAACUUGGCAAAUGAUAUUGAAAUACUCUGCCUUGAUUUGGCGACUAAUCACCACUGGUUCAAAACUCACCAUUUUUAUAAAGCGCUUCGUGACAAAGUUCCUUUUAACUGCUGUCUGAUAAUGAGAUUAUGAUGAAUUUGCCAGUUAGAGAGAGAGAGAGCACACAACCUGGACCUGACAUCAAAUGGCAAUGGCACAGCUGAGUACAUGUAAAUUAACAUGUGCUACUUGCUGUUGUCCGAUGAUUCCUGAAAAUGACAUAAGGAUUGAGGUCCUUGGUAUGAAAAGUAGCAAAAACAUUUCAUCUGAAUAUUAUGAUAUUUCUAUAUUUCCAGCAUUCCAUUCAUUUUAUAUAACUUCUAUGAAUGUGUUGGAUAAAUGAUUCUGAUGUUAACAGAGUCCUGGAGUUCAUUCAGAUAGUCUGUACAAUCAUCAUCGUCAUAACAGAGGAGUGAUCUUUUGUUGCACAUAGCAGUGAUUAUAAUCGCAGGUCACAGUGACAAAAAUUCCUCGUUUGUGCUGUUCGUUGGUAAAAUUUUUCCAAAAUUUCAAACCGUCGACAAAACUUGAAGAAAAGGAUGAAACAAUUUUGAAAAAACCUCAUUAUGAAUAAUAAUGAUAUUUUUUCAAAAUUAAGAAUGGGACAUUGCCUGUGUGAAUGAACGCCAGAGAUGAUGGGGCCGAUUGCCAGUAUCCUAAUCAUGUCCUCUCUUUAUUAUUCCAGUCUGCCUCCUAUAACACUUUUAAAAGCAAUUAAGUAUUGGUAAUAUUUUGUAUUUUGUGUAUGCAUUCCGCCUCCGGACAGAAUUAGCUUCCCCACAUACCUUGUGGUCUUCCCUUUCUGCCGCCUUCACAUGAAAUUUCAAAAUUUGUGGUAAAAGAAUUGGUGUUGGUUGGGCAAGAGACAUUUAUGGUUUGGUUCACAAGUUUGCAAUUGACCAAGGUGUGGAUGGGGGAAAUACAAACAAAAAAUCAACAAACUUUGUGUUUGCUACAAGAUGCUGAGCAAAGUGGCAUAUUGCCCUCAUUUUCACCAUUGCCCUUGAAUUUUCAUGAAAUCCAAGAGAAAUAUUCUGAAUGUGCUAUAUGCAACAUUUCCCAACAUCUUGGAGGAAACUAUAAAAACCAUUUGUCUUGCUUUCAGAACAAAUUUUCAUGAUUUAUCUGCUACAAUUGUUAAAAAUCUACAUUCCACAAAUUAGUUGGUGUUGGGGACGACACACUUUCAUACUUAUGAAAUAAGUUUGGUCACUUUUAGCAUUCCUGUGGUGAUGGAAACCUACCGGCCUCAAUUUGAACAUUCCACAACAAUCCUCCUCUGCCGAAAUUGUUAAAGGGGUACGCCGUUCAUAAUUACUGGUGGGCCAGGAAAAUAGAAAUGCAGUUGUACACAAUGCCGUUGGGUAGUGAUCAUGCAUGCAACUUUGCUGAAUCUUGUUAUUUAUAAUAUUUGUACAACAGUCUAAACAUCAGCAUUGUUAAAAUUCAUAUUCAGUCCGUAUCUACACUAUUUGAACAUUUUAAAUUCAAUUUCAAAUUUAUAACGGUGUAUGCCUUUAAGUCAGUAUAUACUAGUAUUACUCUUGAGAAUGUUAUACAUGCAUUGCUUAGAUGAUCCCGCCUUCACCUUAUAUAUCAUGUACAUUCCUAUUCACUUUUUGAAAUCCUCUAUGCAUCUUUUCAAUUGUGAUAAAGUUCCUUUAAGUGCAAUAUGAUGAGGGGCCACACUUCAAGGGGUACGCAGUUCGUAAUUACUGGUGGUCCAGGAAAUGAAAAAAAAAGCCAAUAGACACAAUGAUGUAGUGCAUUUAUUAUGCAUACAAGUUUGGUGAAACUUGGCAUUUAUGAUAUUUGUAUAACAUGUAUAACGGUCUACACAUUGGCAUUGUUAAAAUUUCUAUUCAUUACGUAGGAAUACAAUUUGAGGCCUUUAAGUAUUAGGCACAUUUUCCCAGUUUUCAGGGGCUCUUCCCAUGGCUUCUAUGCAAAAAAGGUAAACAUGUAAGGUAAGAUGGUACAAUUAUAACCUGUGUGUGCAUUAUUGUGUACUGCCAGCUAUUUGGGCUACAAUUUUACUGGGGCUAUAAUUGCACCAUUUCAUCGUACUGGCAACUGCACGGGGCAUGAAUGGCCCACAGAAUUUUGACCACCUCUCAGAUGUAUAUGUACUGAAAGUUUGGUCCCGAAUGAAAAGAUUAUAAUAGAUGCACACAUGAUGUCAUAGACUAUGUGCAAUGUAUGUGUGAAAGCAAGAUUUAGGUAGAUUCAGUCACGUUUUUGCUACAGGCCACGUGGUUUUUGUUCUUGAUUUAUGUGAUACCCAAGCUUGAAUUUUGGACUUCAAAAGCAAUUUAUCUGAAAAGUGCUUCGUAUAGUAAAGAAAGCACUUUUCCCAUUUGUCUUAAAACCUUUUUUAAUUUUUUCAAUUUCAACCCCCCCAACCAUAACUUUUUGUGACUUAUUCCUGUAAACCAAGAAAUAUGAAUUAUGUGGCCUUUAUACUGGUCACAAAGUUGGGAACUCAAAGGACUUUAGAAAUUGGAAAUCUGUUAUAUCAGAGGGUUUUCCAAGUCCCUAGUCAUGAGGUUCCAAGUCUGUUGGUGGUGCAUCUAACAGAGUUUGUAAAAAUGGACCAAAAUGAUGGUCAAGCUGAGUCUGAUUUACAUAUAGGCAAGUUUUAAUGUUAAGUUAAUAGUAUUUUAUCUUGCCAAAUUUUUUGUUGUUGAUCAGAUGCAAUGUGAUAACUUGAAAACACAUUAUGUCAUUUGAAUGAUGCUAUUGGCCAAAGAACAAUUGCUUGCUUGAAAUAAGGUAAAGGAUGUGUAUAAAAUGAAGGAAAGGUGUCAUCACGUUUAGGUCUAGGAAAGCUUCAAAAUCUCCAUUUGCUUUACUGCGUUUUACAUUCUUUUAAUGUGUUUUGGGCAGAAUUUCUCUAUUUGAGAUUUUUUUAUUUGAGAUAUCCAGCUAUUGGCUUGCCAAAAAUUGGUCAGGGGUCCUUAUGCUUGCUUACAGGAUGACCCAAAAAACAUUCAUGAUACGACAAUAUAUUCGAGAUUGUUGAUGUAAGGGAAAUACGAAAAAGUAGUGUACAUGUAGCUUGAUGAUUACUCUUUGAAAGAAGUUUUAUACUGUGAACCCAAAAAUGUUCGCUGCCAUUUUUUUUCCGGUUUUGUGAAAAUUUUUCCUAUUUGGAUUUUUGGCAUUUUGACAACCCGGUUUUAACAAUAAUUUCUGUUAGAUUUUCUUUUUCAUGCCAAUAUAUUUUCACGAUAAUCUGUAAAAGCAAAACAACGCGAAAAUAAAAGGCACAUGAAUAUUUUUGGGUUUACAGUAUAUGCAUGGAUGAAUGAACAGUUUAUAAGAUAUUCCAAGAACACAUUGUGAUAUUAUCUUGCAAUACAUUACAUUCUUGUAUCACAAUAUUCCUGGUGGUCAAUAUUUUAUGACUUUACAAAUAAAUUUAUCUA